Molecule: messenger RNA, 1263 nt
Organism: Rotaria socialis
Lineage: Eukaryota; Metazoa; Rotifera; Eurotatoria; Philodinida; Philodinidae
Source: the annotation of a GenBank genome assembly
AUGAAUCACACUUUGACAUCCAACUAUCCAACUGAACCAGAUGAAAAAAUAGUUGCACUCAAUCAAGAUAUUGGAUAUUUACUUCUUAAAUAUCUCAAAGGUUUAGAUGUCAUUAGCUUUAUGGAAGCAAUAGAUGGUUCUGAACAAUUCAAUAUGAUCGAAAUAUCUGAAGACCAUUUAUUCUAUAAAGUGUUUAUGAAGAUAGUAAAGGAAGAAAAGAUGAAAAUUAAUGUACCCUAUCUUCAUUUUUACUUGGAUACCUGCUCCAUCGACGAACAUGGAUAUUUGUAUCCGGAGCGGUACCACUCAGGAGAGACUCCUAUAUUGCGUCUCUUCAUUCAUCCUACAUUUACGGUUGAAGCCUUCGAAAAUUUGUGCUUCACGUACAAGACUCCAUCUUUUCAAUGUUACAGUCGCUUAUUACCGCUCAAUACAUACACAUAUGUUGGCAAUUUUCUUCUACUUGAUUAUUUUCAUUAUAAAGGUUUGAUCGGUUGCCCGCGUGAAUUGAAUGCUCAUGAACGACGUCUCUUCAAAGAGUGUUUAUUCUUUCGAACGCUUCAAAGCAAUAUUUUGAAUAAACAAAUAUCAUUUGUUGCAUCAAUGACGGAAUUUAUGAAGAACUUUGAAAAUCGUUUUAAGUCUUCUGUAUGGAUUGAAGCAAUUGAUUUCACCAAAUUUCAUAUAUCCGGUGGUUGCAUAGUGAAUAGUCUUUGCGAACAGCCAUUUCCAGAUACUACUACUGAACAAAUAGAUAUAAAUUUCAAUGGCAACUCGUUCAACGAGUUCGACGAAGCCGUUGCUAAUUUACAGUUUAAUUUUAAAGAUGUUCCUGAAAUAACAAAUCCUAUGAGCUAUGUUCUUCAUAGUAGUGAUAUUGACAUCAGUCAAGUUGCAUUCACAGGUUCACAUGUAUUUUGCACAAUUGCUUUUCUACAGGCAAUUGCGACAAAUUCAUUUAUAUGCUAUACAAUGCACGGAGAUAUGGAAAGAAGUAUAUGCGAAAGAAUUAUUCGGUAUUGUCAAAGAGGAUUUGUUUUCCUCGAACCACAAGAAUUCGACAACGCUUUAUAUAUUGAUAUCAUGGCUCGUAAUGUUCUCAAAGAGAAGAGAGAAGAAACACGAGAAAUAAUGAAUGAUGAUGGUGAAAUUCAAAUCAUUACAAUCACCUAUGAACCACGUCAAUUUCCAUAUCCGAACGUCGAUUCUCACCGACUUCAAGAAACUUUUAUAGAACAAAUUUGUCGUAAAAAAAUCAAAUAG